Molecule: messenger RNA, 3304 nt
Organism: Micropterus dolomieu (smallmouth bass)
Lineage: Eukaryota; Metazoa; Chordata; Actinopteri; Centrarchiformes; Centrarchidae
Product: B-cell receptor CD22-like
Exons: 10
Coding region: 51-2231 (726 amino acids)
Source: RefSeq, a predicted model, not a curated record
UGUGUGUGUCCAAUCAUCUCUCAGUAGGAUCAUCAACCUGACAGAAAAGCAUGACAGUUGCUGUUAAGGUUUUCCUUAUAUGCUGUCUUCUUCAAGGUAGCUUAUGCCAACACUGGGCAGCCUUCAUGCCUCAGGCAGUAGAGGGACUAAGUGGAUCCUGUGUGAUCAUCCCCUGCACUUUCAGCUUGCCCUCAAAUUGGGAUCAAUACCUGGAUGAUUCGUGUAAAGCCAUUUGGAAGAGAGGCAGCUGGAGUCGAACGCAGGUGUUUGAUUCCAGCUUCACUGGAGCAAUUUCAAGCUUAAACAUCCUACAAGGCAACCUAACGGGGAUCCUGCGUGAGAAGGACUGCACCACCGUCUUCAACAACCUGCCAUCGAACCAUUAUGACAGCUAUUACUUCAGACUGCAGUGUGACAACGCUCUGAAGUUCAACUUUCCAUCAAGCGUCGUCAUCACCUCUCAAGAUUCACUGCCUAGACCUACCAUCACUCCAUCCAGGCUGGAGGUAGAAGAAGGCACUCCAGUGAGGUUGAACUGCUCGGCUGUGGCUCCCUGUCCCAUUCUUUCUCCAGCUCUGACAUGGAUCCCCAGUAUAGGUGACACAGAGGAGAACAUGGAGAGUAAAUUUGUCACCUCUGUUAUGAACUUCACUGCUUCUUACCUCCACGAUGGACAGAAGCUCUUGUGCACCGCUCUCUACAACCGACAAACUGGCAACAGUGACCUUUUGUAUGAAAAAAGUUUGACCCUCCGUGUUCUUUAUCCUCCAAAUAAUACAUCAGUCAGUUACUCUGGUCCUGUAAAAGAGGGCAGCUCAGUGACUCUGAUCUGCACCGCCAACGCAAAUCCACCUGUGGACAGCUACACCUGGUACAAAGUGGAUGGAGAUCAGGUCGCAGCAGUGGGUUCUAAGAGGAGGCUUUCAACUACGGUCACAGAAGUUGACAGCCAUUUUUACUGCAAAGUCACUAACAGAUAUGGAGCCCAGAACUCAUCCAUCACUCAGAUCGAUGUGCAGUUUCCUCCCAAGGAAACCACGGUAAUCCUCGACCCUAAUGGUCCAAUACUGGAGGGAAGCUCUGUUACUCUAUUCUGUAGGAGCCGUGCUAACCCACCUGUAAGCAAUUACACCUGGUACAAAGAUGAUGAGGAGGAUAAGGAGCCUGGAUCGGUCUUAGUUAUGAACGGUGUUGAUCCGAGCCACAGUGGUGACUACCACUGUGCAGCGAAAAAUGAACUGGGAGAGAAAAGUUCAGCACCGAUUCAUCUGGACAUUCAGUAUCCCCCUAAGAACACCUCAGUUUUAGUUGACCCCUCUGGUCCAGUGCUGCACGGCAGUUCUGUAAGUCUGACCUGCACAAGCAUUGCCAAUCCAGCAGCGGUUAACUUCACCUGGUUCAGAGUGGCUGGAAGAGAAAAAGAGAUGGUGGGCUCUGAGCGAGACUACAUCUUUAAUGCGACAAAACUCUCAGAGGAUCAGUAUUACUGUGAAGCUUUGAAUGUCCAUGGAGCUGAAUACUCAGAGCCUGCGAACCUUGAUGUCACAUUUGUUUCAGAGAUCCUGCCUUCUUCCAGCUGUGUCAAGAUUUUAUCUCUGAUCCGAUGUUCCUGCGACAGCCAAGGGAACCCGCGUCCGUCCCUGGUUUGGGAAUUGGCCGGGGAGCCUGUCAAUCACUCGGCUGAGAUCCCAAUCAGAGAAGUUCCACUGGGGAGCGUGGGCAUGAGGAGCCUCAUCACCUUGUACCGUCUGGACGAAGACAUGCCCUCUCUAGUGUGCCUCAGUGUCAACUCACUGGGCUCUGAUAGAUUUGUGUUCAAUGUGUCCUCCAGCGAAACUCAGCUAGGCCUCCAUACGGUGUCUCUUUUGAUCGGCUCUGCAGUGGGAGCACUGGGGAUGCUGCUGGUGUGUGUCCCACUCUUACUAUUCUUUUGCAGGAAAAAGAAAGGAAGCCAUUCACCCGACAAGGGAUUGGUGGACACUUCAGACAUUUUAGUUACGAAUGAGACCAACUGUUCACAAGUGGAUGUGAUUUACACCAAUAAAGCCAUUCUGGAAGAGGAAGCAGUAGUUCAGGAAGAUACUUUGCACUAUGCCAACGUGGACUUUGCUAAACUCCAGGCCAAGUCAGAGGGUAAGCUCGGGGAAGGGGAGAUCAGAGGCCUGGCCUCCAAGACGGCUGAGUAUGCUGAGAUCCGUCUGCACUCCAGAGCAAGCAACGGAGGAGAUUGAAAUGAAGAAGAGACAGUUGCUGACACUUAUUUGGGUCAAGGGAAAGUCUCUGAUGAUCUCAUAGGACUGGUCGAUGAAAAGGUCAUGGCUUAACUUUGGGGGAAAAGAUAGCUGAAACACAGGUUUCUGGGCUUCAAACAGCCGCAGCACUUUACUAUGUCCCCCUUCAGUUUCCAGAGCCCAGCUGAGCAGAACAACCUCGUAAAGUCUGCAGCAGUGGAGAUAGCAACUGCGCUACAGCCAUCCUUCUUUAAAGCGAGUAAUGCCACACACGUGUGGCUUCAAGUUGAGCUCUCAACUUUUGUCACAGUAACUGUUUUCUGUCAAUCUUUCUUGUGUCUCUUUACUGAAAAAAUGCCUAGCAAACAAAAAAAUACAUGAAAGUGAUUUUGAAUACAUAAGGUGGGUAGCUACCAUAGGAUACAGAUGUCAGAGCCACUCUGCAUGCUGGGUAUGAAGCUUCAACCUCCCUACAAUCAACCAUAAUAAAACCAAUAACCGUUCCACCACAUUAAUCAUGCAGCUGUUUAUAUUUAAUAUUUCACUACUACUUUUUGUCUUACAGUUCUGUUAAUUUAUUAUUUAAACUAAUUGUGCAGAGUUUAAAAAACAGGGGGACAUUUGUGUAACACUUUUUUAUUGAUCAUUUUGUAUUUGUUUUUGCUAAAAUGUUUAUGUUUGUGCAUGUUUAUAAAACCUAAGAAAGCCAAUCUUUUCAUACAAGAGCUGAAGUCAAAGCAUGUUAUUAAAUGGAUCAUUAUGCAUAUAGCACAUUGUUUGUUUCCGAAACAAACCUAAGUAAAGCAGCUGCUGCACAGCGUUAUAACAUUACAGCCAUGUCAUCUUGCACUGGAGUAUGUUAAUAAAUGAAAUAAACAGUAAUGCCAAAACAGCUUACAAAUAUGUACAUUUGCCCACACUUUCCUUUAUAAUUCAGUAGUUUAAACAAAAAUGUUAAAGCUGAGCCUCAUUUUACUUUAGAUUGCAUGGGCUUGGAUUAAUCACUUUCCUCUAUUUCCUCCAUGUUAGGUACUUGUUACUGCACAUUAAUAUAACGAAAUGUAAUAUUUUAG